AUGCAUAAUAUAGUGAAAAAUAUUAUUUGGUUCUUGUUUUUAAAAUAUGUUAAACAUAUUAAUAGUUUUUUCAUAAACAAGAUUCAUAUAUUUCAUUUAACCAAGUUAAAACAUAAUAAUAAUUUAAUAUAUAUAAAUAAGAAAUAUUCAAAAUACAAGUAUAUAAGCGUACAAAAUAAUACCGUAUGCUUGAAAAAUUAUGAUGAAUCGGAGGAUAACGAAUAUGAUAACGACAAUUACAGCGUUAAUGACAAUGAUAUCGAUGACAAUGAUGAUAACGAUAACGAUAACAAUGAUAAUGAUGAUGAGGAAAUAGAUGACAAUUUAGCUAGUUGUAAAGAGAAGAGAAAUGUUAAAGAAAGAAAAGUGAAAAUUGGAAAAAUUAAAAAAAAAAAAAAAAGAAAGAAAAUUAGUAUUGCACUCAAAUGUAAAAUGUGCAAUAAAAUUUUAAAGCCAAGGGUAAAAUUUUGCAAGCACUGUGGUACAAAUGUGUCUGUAGAGAAAAUUAAACUAAAGAAAUAUAUAGAAGAUAUUUACAUGCCCUUCAGAAAGGAGGAAGUAAGUGAUAAUACAUACAGAGUGGAGAAAGGUUUCUGGAAUGAUAUUCUACCGAAAUUAGGAAAAUAUGAACUUCAUGAGUUAGGACCGAACAACUGGGAGAGUUUUUUAAAAUAUUUAAAGUCAAAGAAUUGUUCGCCUAGGACUAUGGCUUUAUACCAGUCAACUUAUCAGCAAUCCUUGAAAUACGCCUUGUAUCGAGACUACUUAAAAAGUAUACACCAUUUUCGUAAAAUAAAAAAGAGUACUAUACCUCGAAGAAAAAUUACACCCUUAUCACCGAAAGAAAUAGAGUUAUUAUUAAAGAACAGCAGUGACAUGCACAGAGCAAUAUUUGCUCUAAGCAUAGGUAUUGGUUUACGCCCAUCAGAAGUUUUACGAAUUCUUUGGGAAGACAUAAAUUUUGAAAAAAAAGAAAUUUUUAUAAAAGGUCAAAAAACGAAAUACAGUAAUACAUCAAUUCCUCUAACGAAUUUCGCGUAUAUCGAGUUGAGAAAAUGGUGGGAAAUAGAGAAUAAACCGUUAAAAGGUCUAUGCUUUUAUUCAGAGAUUAUUAAAAAUAAAUUUAAUUACACAAACACGAAAACUCCCUUAAAAACUUUUAAAACUGCUCUAAAGGGAGCAGCCAGAAGAGCUGGACUUGAAAUUAGUGAAGACGGGAAAAAGAGAAGAAUUUUUCCUUACCUUUUAAGACACUCUUUUGCGACCAUAGCUGCAACUUCAAACCCCCCCGUUCCCUUGCCAGUAGCGCAGGCAAUUAUGCGGCAUUCUUCAUCCAAAAUGUUAUUAGACACUUACACAAAAGCCGGAAAUAACAUAAUAAGGGACGGCUUGGAUAACUUUAAAAUAUAG
Messenger RNA from Plasmodium malariae, 1410 nucleotides. RefSeq names its product tyrosine recombinase, putative (gene INT). The transcript has 13 exons. Gene Ontology annotation, biological process: DNA recombination; DNA integration. The coding region runs from base 1 to 1410 and encodes 469 amino acids. Gene Ontology annotation, molecular function: DNA binding. NCBI's taxonomy places the organism in Eukaryota, Apicomplexa, Aconoidasida, Haemosporida, Plasmodiidae. The record is from RefSeq and is a predicted model, not a curated record.